CAAACCGAAUCGAACAAGAAAUGAAUCAGAAGCAUCGGUCCUGAUGGAAGCCGAGUGGACGGAGAGAGGCGCAGCCGCCCUAAAGCUGCAGUUCGCCCCCUUCUGCAGUGCCCUGGAGGCUGGAUUCUGGCAUCAGCUCACACAGAAGAAGCUCAACGACUUCCGCUUAGACGAGAGCCCAAAAAUCAUCAAAGGCUACUACUAUAACGGUGAUCCUGUUGGCUUGCCGACACGCUUGACACUGGAGUUCAGCGCAUUUGAUGUUGAUGGAGCCACACCGGCUCGCUGCAGUGCAGCCUCUGGGACUCUGUACAACACCAACACACUAGAAGCCUUCAAAACCACCGACAAGAGAGCUCUGCUGGAUAAAGCAGCCAAUGAGAUUUGGAGCGCUAUUCAGUCAGGCGCUGCGCUGGAAGACUCCUCAAUAUUAAACAAAUUCAUCCUCUUGACAUUUGCGGAUCUGAAGAAAUAUCAUUUCUAUUAUUGGUUCUGCUUUCCUGCCCUUUGCUUUCUGGAGGGGGUCCGGCUGGAGCAGGAGCCGGUGUCAUUAGAGCGCAGCUUCUCUGCCAAACAGAUAUUAAGCUUGCAAACGGCAUAUGAUGAUCUCUGCGUCUCAAGUGGAACGACGGCAGUCCCACAUUUUCUGCUCAAGUACACAGAAGAAAGUGUUGAAGUCGCUCCUCUAAAAGACUUGAACUCCUUCUUCCCAGACCUAAAGAAGAUUACUGUGGGCGUGUAUGACCCGUGCACGCUUCCUCAACAUCCAGGCUGGCCUCUCAGAAACGUUCUCAUCCUCCUCGCAAAACAAUGGGGUUCACAGCUGGAUGUGCUGGAGGUUCUGUGCUUCAGAGACAGCACUCUACAAGGGAGCCGCUCCAUUCGGCACAGCAUCAUCUUUCGGGUCAAGCUCCCAGACCUCACGGCUUCUGCAGUAUGUCCAAAGAGUGUGGGUUGGGAGAAGAACGCUAAAGGAGCGAUGGGACCUCGAAGUGUCAAUCUCAGUGAAUGCAUGGACCCUAAAAGGCUUGCCGAGUCUUCUGUCGAUCUCAACCUGAAGCUGAUGCGUUGGAGGCUGGUCCCGUCUCUGGAUCUGGAUAAGGUCGUGUCGACAAGGUGUCUGUUGCUGGGAGCUGGGACCCUGGGCUGCAAUGUGGCAAGAACACUGAUGGGCUGGGGUGUGAGGCACAUCACUUUUGUGGACAACGCGAAGAUCUCCUACUCGAACCCAGUGCGACAGCCGCUCUAUGAGUUUGAAGACUGUCUCAGUGGAGGGAAAGCUAAAGCUCUCGCCGCGGUGGACAGAUUAAAGAAGAUCUUUCCUGGCGUGAUUGCAGAGGGCUACAACAUGAGCAUCCCAAUGCCAGGCCACCCAGUGAACUUUUCCGAGCUGACAAUGGCUCAAGCUUGGCAGGAUGUGGAACAGCUGGAGAAGCUUAUCUCUGAAAACGAUGUGGUCUUCCUGUUGAUGGACACUCGUGAGAGCCGCUGGCUUCCGACAGUCAUCGCUGCUAGCCAGAGAAAGUUGAUAGUUAACGCUGCUCUGGGAUUCGACACGUUUGUGGUAAUGAGACACGGCCUUAAGAAACCCAAAGAGUCUCAGUCUGAAGAGUCCAGCCCCAUCUCUGCUUCCUCCAACUCCUCGUCUUCCUCCACACCAGCAGCCACCAUCACACCAGGAGCGUCUCUGUUCUCCAACAUACCUGGACAUCGUCUUGGCUGCUACUUCUGUAACGAUGUGGUCGCCCCUGGAGACUCCACCAGAGACAGAACUCUGGACCAGCAGUGCACUGUGAGCCGUCCUGGUCUGGCCAUGAUCGCCGGAGCCCUGGCCGUGGAGCUGAUGGUCUCUAUACUCCAGCACUCAGAGGGAGGUUACGCUGUGGCCAGUAGCAGUGAUGACCGGAUGAAUGAACCCCCGACCUCUCUGGGUCUCGUCCCCCAUCAGAUUCGAGGAUUCCUGUCAAGAUUUGACAACGUUCUUCCUGCAAGCGUGGCGUUCGACAAAUGCACUGCAUGCUCACCGAUAGUUCUUGACAAUUAUGAGCGAGACGGUUUCCAGUUCCUGGCCGAGGUCUUCAACUCAUCGCAUUCGUUCCUGGAGGAUCUGACCGGCUUGACUUUACUCCAUCAGGAGACUCAGGCGGCUGAGAUCUGGGACAUGAGCGACGACGAGAGCAUCUGAAGAAACCGCUGGAGACGCAGAAUGAAGCUCCUGUAACUAGCUCGUGUGUGCUCUUAUAUUGGUUUCUCAGACAGUGACCUCACUGCACAAUGACCCUUCAUCAUAUACUUGUUGAAAUAUUUAACCAUUCACAUGAAAUCACAUUAUAGCUGUCAGAGUCGGGAUAGACACCAGAGAUCUGCUCUGGUCUAGACAUCGAGUCCAGCGUUGAGCGGUCUUAAAAAUGUCAUUUACGCACCCUCAUAUUGUUAAAAAAACCCAGACUUGGUUCAUCUGAAGACUUGGUAACCAUUCAGCUGACGGUAGCCAUUGACCUCUAUAUUUUGGAAAAAAUACUAUGGAAGACAAUGGCUACCGUCAACCGUUUGGUUACCAACAUUCUUCAGAAUAUCUUGUUUAAAACAAUGUGAGAGAGUAAAUGACAAGAUUUUUCAUUUUGGGGUGAACUUUCUUUCCAAAUCAUGUUUUCAGAUCUCCAUGCCCAUAGUUUUUGUCCACUGGACAGUUUUUGGGAAGGCAUUUCAUCAGCCAUGAUUUCCAAGGGCCGUUAAAUAUGGCAUCUGUGCUGACUAAGAUCCUAUCUUCAGGCUCUUUUUUUUUUUAAACUGGCCUAAUGUUCAUUAAAAGUGUAUUAGAUUGUUUAUGGCAGGGGUCUGGACCUUCCCUGAGUUCAAUGCCAAUGCUAACACACCUGAACAGAAGAGCAGUGAACUCUCCGUCCUCGCACCACUGCACUGUAACUCUAGAAAUGUGGCAUUCUGAAAUUCGCCAUUUGUGCUCAUAAUAAACAUGAAAUCUAUUCACAUAAUCCAUUAUGAAAUGUCCUGUCAUAUUUGCUUGCUUUUGGUCACUUAGGUCAGUGAGUUGUAAUCACAAGGUUAGCACUCGAGCUCUUUCUCUGUGAUGCUCCUGGUCUCCGUCUGUGUUGUAGGUCAUGGGAAAAUGAGGCCAGAUGAAAGACUACGUUUCCUGACACGUGCUCAGUGAUGAUAGAGCAGUGAAAUCAUUUCAUUGUUCACAAAUUGCAGUUAGCUCUAGUGGAAUUACAGUAACUAAAGCAUUUAAUUUUUUCCCCAAAUGCAAUCAGUUUUCACAACGGAUGAAUCAUAAGUCACGGCUGUGGUUUAAGAGCACUUUAUUGUUCAUUGAGGCUACUUAAAAGUACAAAACAAUGGCCUGCCAAAAGUUUGUUUUAUUCCAAGAAGAAACAAGGCCAAGAAAUGAGGGUAUAAUACAGCUUUACAAAUCAUUAAGUACACUCGAGGUGCAGCGAGAAGUGUUUUAAACGUUGGUUUGUGUCGUCGUUCUCCUGGAAGCGCACAUCAAAUAGAAAAUCUCGUUGCUCGACUCUCGAGCGACGGUACUGGAGUGCAGUAAGUCGCUGGGACUCGAGUCUGUUUGUUCAAUUGUCUCCAGAGACAGUCGAAAGCCUCCGUUCAGAAGUGUGUCGAGACUCAGUAGCCUUCAGAAAUAAUACACAAGUGGCUGUUACACUAACGCAGUGUUUUCAUAGAAUUACGGUGUUCCUGCACUUUAAACUUAGACAAAACCUACA
Messenger RNA from Sinocyclocheilus anshuiensis, 3740 nucleotides. Its product is annotated as ubiquitin-like modifier-activating enzyme ATG7. The transcript has 20 exons. Gene Ontology annotation, molecular function: Atg8 activating enzyme activity; Atg12 activating enzyme activity. Gene Ontology annotation, biological process: C-terminal protein lipidation; autophagy of mitochondrion; cellular response to nitrogen starvation. Gene Ontology annotation, cellular component: phagophore assembly site; cytoplasm. The record is from RefSeq and is a predicted model, not a curated record. The coding region runs from base 44 to 2185 and encodes 713 amino acids. NCBI's taxonomy places the organism in Eukaryota, Metazoa, Chordata, Actinopteri, Cypriniformes, Cyprinidae.